GAUGAUGAUGAUGAUGUUGAUGAUGAUGAGUUUUAUGAUGAUGACGAUGAUGAUGAUGAAGAUGAAGGUGCUGAUGAUAAUGGUAAUGAUGACGACGGUGAUGGUGAUGAUGAUGAUGAUGAUGAUGAUGAUGAUGAUGAUGAUGAAGAUGAAGAUGAAAAUGAUGAUUCGGAUGUUGAUGAUCAUGAUUAUGAUGGUGACGAUUAUGUGUGUUCGGAGUAUUCGGAUGAUGAUGAUGACUUUGAUUCGGAUGGUGUCGAUGCUGAGGGUGAUGACCUAGAUGAGGAAUAUCUCGAUGCAGAUGAUGACGAUGAAGAUGUUGAUGAUGAUGAAGAUGAUGGUGAUGAUAAUGAUGAUGAUGACGAUGAUGUUGAUGAUGAUAUAGAUGAUGUUGGCAAUUUCAGAGUGAUUUCGGAGGCCGGAGGUUUCAAAUUGACAUUCAUUCGCGUCAAGCAUACACGCACAGACCGUGUUCGUCACCCCCAAUUUGCUCGUGAUAUCGCCUAUGGCCCUCAUAAAUCACGUUCUAUCUGA
This is a messenger RNA of Echinostoma caproni, 534 nucleotides long. Lineage: Eukaryota; Metazoa; Platyhelminthes; Trematoda; Plagiorchiida; Echinostomatidae. The record is from the annotation of a GenBank genome assembly.